CUUGGACUUCAAGUAGUGGGUAUUCAGUUUUACAAUCCGCAGGAGAUUAUUUGAAUUCCAGAUCAUGACCGAGAAGGUCUUUGAUGUUGUGGUGGUUGGCUCCUGUAUGACUGACUUGGUGAGCAAGGCGCCAAGGCUACCCAAAGCAGGGGAAACCAUCCAUGGUCACAAGUUCUUCAUCGGUUUUGGAGGAAAGGGGGCCAACCAGUGCAUACAGGCUGCCAGACUUGGAGUCAAAACUGCUAUGGUCUGCAAGGUUGGAAAAGACUUCUUUGGAGACAAUUACAUCCAGAAUUUCAAGGACAACGGCGUCCACACAGAAUUUGUGAAGCAGAGCUCUGAUGCAGUCACAGGAGCUGCCUCCAUCACUGUCGACGAUGCAGGUGAGAAUGCCAUUGUAAUUGUGGCCGGUGCCAACAUGCUGCUGGGUGCAGAGGAGCUACAGGAAGCUCUCCCAGCCAUCAGCCACACAAAAGUCCUGGUAUGCCAGCUGGAGAUCAGUCCUCAGACGUCCCUGCAGGCGAUGUGCAUGGCUCGCGACAACAAAGUGAAGACAAUAUUCAACCCAGCGCCGGCCAUUCCUGACUUGGAUCCAGAUUUCUACAGAGUCUCCGACGUGUUUUGCUGUAAUGAGUCUGAGGCAGAGCUGCUCACCGGUUCCUCUGUAGCCAGUGUGGAAGAGGCACAUCGGGCUGGUCAAGAGCUGCUGAAACGAGGCUGCGGGUCAGUCAUUGUCACCUUGGGACCCCAAGGGUGCGUGGUGCUCAAGGGAGGGGAGUCUACAUUAAAACAUGUUCCAGCCCCUGAGGUCACAGCAGUGGACACAACAGGUGCUGGUGAUAGCUUCAUUGGAGCGCUGGCAUUUUACAUGGCCAACCACCCACACAUGCCUCUGGAGGAGAUGGCCCGCAGAGCCAAUCUGGUGGCAGGGGUGAGCGUGCGGGAAAUUGGCACGCAGACGUCUUUUCCGUACAGACGGGACCUCCCAAAUGAAUACUUCCAGGAGUAGCAGUAGACCCUAAUGUUAAGGGACCACAUCUGAAUGGGGUCAGAGAGACUCAACACUAAAUGUUCUCAUGAAAAUUUGCUGCUGAAGAUAUCUUAAAACUGAUUACCAUUAAAGAUAAGUCAAUCAUUGAGAUUAUUUUAUUUGAAUUAACCACAACAAAUGUUUCACAAAGUACAUUCACCCGAUUAAAUAAUUAUUUUGAACCAAUGAACAGCUUCAGAUCAUGGCAGCGGUGGUCCCCUUACAUAACAUCACUUUUCUGGUUUCAAGUCUCUUUUGUUCAAGCCUGGAGUUCCACUUUUAUCCAUCCAGGAAGAAAUCCUCUGAUAAACACGUCAACCAGAUUAACUCGCUGUACCAUCCCCGGCAAUAAAAACGAUGCCUUUAAACCUC
Neolamprologus brichardi is the source of this 1402-nucleotide messenger RNA. It is a transcript of the gene rbks, whose product is annotated as ribokinase. Gene Ontology annotation, cellular component: cytosol. Lineage: Eukaryota; Metazoa; Chordata; Actinopteri; Cichliformes; Cichlidae. The record is from RefSeq and is a predicted model, not a curated record. Gene Ontology annotation, molecular function: ribokinase activity. Gene Ontology annotation, biological process: D-ribose metabolic process.